Messenger RNA from Cervus elaphus (red deer), 2328 nucleotides. It is a transcript of the gene ATOX1, whose product is annotated as antioxidant 1 copper chaperone. Lineage: Eukaryota; Metazoa; Chordata; Mammalia; Artiodactyla; Cervidae. The record is from RefSeq and is a predicted model, not a curated record. Bases 142 to 348 code for a protein of 68 amino acids. Gene Ontology annotation, molecular function: copper chaperone activity; metal ion binding. Gene Ontology annotation, cellular component: cytosol. The transcript is spliced from 4 exons. Gene Ontology annotation, biological process: copper ion transport.
GGGCGGAGCCCAGACCGGAGGGGGCGGGGCCGGGACCAGAGGGCGGCUCCAGUAGAGUGCACACCCGGAAGCGCGGCCGCGUCAGCGCUCAGAGCCGGUGGAGGCGUAGUCACCGCCGCAGCCGCCACCUCCUCCUCAAUCAUGCCGAAGCACGAGUUCUCCGUGGAUAUGACCUGUGAAGGCUGCUCCAACGCAGUCACUCGAGUCCUCAACAAGCUAGGAGGAGUUCAAUUUGACAUUGACCUGCCCAACAAAAAGGUCUGCAUCAACUCUGAGCACAGCGUGGACACUUUGCUGGAGACCCUGGGGAAAACAGGAAAGGCUGUCUCCUACCUCGGCCCCAAGUAGAGAGGCCCCGUCCGGCAGCCUGCAGGAUGGACCAACAUGGGCAGGAAGAAGCUGAGUCUCAAGAAAUGAAAUACAGUGCUCAAGAUCCCCAGCAAUUUGGUACAGAAUCAGGACUUCGAUUCAGACUGUAAAGUUGGCACGUGCUCACAUGAAGUCUCUUGUUCUCCCUCCGACUUCGCCCUGACCCUCCCCAGGAAAGAGGAAAAGUCCAGAACAGAGAGGCCCAGCCCCCCAAAGAAUGCAGUCCUUCACGUCUCAGGAGUGUGAGGGCCAACUGCAGUUUGCUAAAAGUUGGAGGAGCCUCCCCUACAUAGCUUGACUGUAGAGUCAUCAGAACUAUGUGCAUGACCCAGACAGUGGCCCCAGACGCCGUUUCAGUUCUUUUCCAAAGCCAGGACACGUUUUCUGCUCUCCUUCAGGCUGCCCUUUGCCCUCUCCCGGGACCUUCUUCCUCUCUCACCCUCCUGCUCACUGUUUCUGUGAAACCACAGGAUGAUUCUCCUCUGCCACGUAACAAACAUCAUCUGCUCUUGUCUUAAAGCUGUGACUGGGGCUCACGUUGUCUCAGAGAUGUGAGAAGAGGUUAGCCACCCACUUGAGUAAACACAAGAUCUCCUCAGAGCCAGAAAUCUGACUUUUUCUCCUGAAAGUGACAGAGCCCCCAAGCCAAAGCGGCAUAAGCCCCAAAGGGACUUGACAGGCCCCUGUGAGCCAAAAGGCCAGGAGCAGGGCUGUCUACCAUGUAGGGACUGCAGGCUGCUGUGUGUCACAGACAUUUGUAUCCUAACACAUUCAUCUCAGUCUGUAAAGCAACCCGUUCCCUCUGGCAGCCUUCCUGGUACCUCUUGCUCCCCGGCUGCUCCCCUUCUCAUCUCUCAUGCCUGCAAUCUGAGAAGACAGGGAUAAAGAACAAAGGCUCCUUCCAAUCACAAGUUUCCCCAGAACCUUCCGCGCACAGACCGGCCUACAAGUCAUUGACCAACCCUGGGUCACCUGGCCUCUCUCUUCACUGUAAGGAGGUCUAGGAAGCUUGGUGUGUUGGCUGGACGUGGGCAGAGAGCUCCCUGAGCAAAACAGAGGGUCUUCAGAUUGAGCAGAAGAGCAGACAGAUAGGGGAGGCUGCCCUGGGCUGGCUUAGGGACUCAGACCAAUGUCCCAGGAUGGCUCUCUGUCUCUCUCAUGCCGGCUUCGUGUUCACAUGGGCCUCCCAGUGUGAUCUUCAAGAGGCUGCUUCCACUCUGGAUCUCACGUCCACUCCUAGCCCAGCCCAGGAGGAAAACACCAGAUCCUUUGCUAUAGACCUGCCUUCCACCUCAUGCUCCUCCGUGAAACAGUCAAUAUUAUCAUGGAGCCUGGAACACUAAGUAACUUAAGCAAUUAAACCGGUCCAGUCCCCAUCAAAUUCUCUCCUCUCCUCAUUCUUACUGCCCAACUGCUAGGAAUUAGCCUAGUCACAUCCUUUCUCUAAGCUGGACUGAGAAUGCAGGAGAGGAUGUCAUUGCCCAAGAGGGAAAUCAAGGUAUGGUGCCCAAAGAAUGGAAAAUGGGUGCUGGUAGCCCCCCAAAAUCCCAUCAACUAUCUACUGCUGAAUCUUGGGCAUCAUCCUGUUCUGAGAUUCUUAAAUCACUGAAGGUAUGUCCCGCCUCCCCAAAUAUUUGAUUAAAAUUUCAUAUUUUAGAUCAGUGGUUCUCAAAGUGUGGCCCCAGGGUUCCGGGGGUCCCUUUAAGGGUCCACAAGUUCCAAACUAUAUGUUCAUAAUACACUAAGAUGUUAUUUGCCUCUUUCACUAUCAUUCUCUCCCAAGGAUCCAGGGGAGUUUUCCAGACGUUACGUGAUGUGUUGGCUCCAGAUGUUGUUUUGCUCUGAUACUUAACGGGAUGUGUGUUUGUAUAUUCUUGUUCUUUAAAAAAGUCUUAGUGUUCAUUUCUAACACAGUGAAUAUUGACAAAUGCAACUAAAUAAAACAUUUAUUCAAAGUCA